Messenger RNA from Trichomonas vaginalis G3, 635 nucleotides. RefSeq lists its product as uncharacterized. The transcript has a single exon. The record is from RefSeq and is a predicted model, not a curated record. NCBI's taxonomy places the organism in Eukaryota, Parabasalia, Trichomonadida, Trichomonadidae. The annotation marks the transcript as partial.
AUGAUUAAACAACAGCAACCACAACAACUUAAGGCGCAAAGCACCCAGGUCCUUCAUACCAUUACAUACGCCAUAUAUGCAUAUAAUUCAAAGACGGCAGAACAAACGCAAAGGUUGAAAUAUGGAGAUUUGGAGAUAGUAUUGAAAAAUGACCGUUUCGAAUUCGUUUGCAAAGGUGGUGCAGUGAUAUCAAAUAUAAAAGAAAUUUUAUUUAUGAAUUCUAAAAUUAAAGGUAUAACGGAUGAUAUAACAUCAAUUCCACCAGAAGAACAAAGAUAUUACGCAUUAAAUGCAUUUCCUAAAGUUUUGAAGAUUGGAAGAUUUAAUUUAAAUGAGGAAUUCAUAAAAGGUUUCCUAAAUGACAUAAUGAAGAAAGCGGAUAAAACUUAUGUUAAUGAUGAGUUAAUGAAGAAAGCGGAUAAAACUUAUGUUAAUGAUGAGUUAAUGAAGAAAGCGGAUAAAACUUAUGUUAAUGAUGAGUUAAUGAAGAAAGCGGAUAAAACUUAUGUUAAUGAUGAGUUAAUGAAGAAAGCGGAUAAAACUUAUGUUAAUGAUGAGUUAAUGAAGAAAGCGGAUAAAACUUAUGUUAAUGAUGAGUUAAUGAAGAAAGCGGAUAAAACUUAUGUUAAUGAUGA